Molecule: messenger RNA, 1312 nt
Organism: Chlorella variabilis
Lineage: Eukaryota; Viridiplantae; Chlorophyta; Trebouxiophyceae; Chlorellales; Chlorellaceae
Exons: 13
Coding region: 35-1243 (402 amino acids)
Biological process (GO): tRNA splicing, via endonucleolytic cleavage and ligation
Cellular component (GO): nucleus; mRNA cleavage factor complex
Molecular function (GO): polynucleotide 5'-hydroxyl-kinase activity
Source: RefSeq, a predicted model, not a curated record
GCAAAUCACACUAGAAGCGAACCAUGAGCUGCGCAUGGAGGUGGACUGGGGCAAGCAGGUGCACCUGCAGCUGGUGUCGGGGCAGGCGGAGGUGUUUGGCACGGCGCUGGACCUGGGGGAGCGGGUGACCAUCGGCGGCCAGAAGGUGGCCGUCUACUCCUGGCAGGGGUGCACGCUGGCGAUGGAGGGGCAGCCAGACAUCAUGUACACCUCAGAGGAGACCCCCAUGCCUCACUACCUCAACAUUCACGACGUGCUGGAUGCGCGGCGGCAGGAGGCGCUCAAGGCCAAGGGGGAGGGGCCGCGCACGUUUGUGGUGGGGCCCACCGACGUGGGCAAGAGCAGCCUGUGCAAGAUUCUGCUCAACUACGCUGUGCGGGCGGGGUGGGCCCCCACCUUUGCCGACAUGGACAUCGGCCAGGGCAGCAUCACAGUGCCAGGGUGCAUCGCCGCCACACCAGUGGAGGCCCCGGUGGACAUCGAGGAUGGUCUGCCCACGGAUGCGCCGCUGGUCUACUACACAGGCACACCCUCGCCCUCAGACAACCCCGACCUGUACCGACACCUGGUGGAGCGGCUAGCGCAUGUGCUGGAGCUGCGGGCGCAGAGCGAUGCGCAGGUGCGGGCGUCGGGCCUGUUUGUGAACAGCAUGGGCUGGAUUGUGGAGCUGGGCUACGAGCUGCUGAAGCACACGGUGCAGGCGCUCAAGUGUGGGGUGGUGCUGGUGGUGGGGGAUGAGCGGCUGUACAGCCAGCUCAGCACAGACCUCAAGAAAACAGACCCCGUCAUCCAGGUGCUCAAGCUGCCGCGGUCUGGCGGCGUGGUGGUGCGGUCCCGGGAGCUGCGGCAGCAGGCGCGCAAAGUGCGGGUGGAGGAGUACUUUUACGGCAAUAGAAAGGAGCUCAGCCCCGCCAGCCAGACGGCGCGGUUUGAAGACCUGCAGGUGUAUCGGGUCGGCGGCGGCCCGCGGGCGCCCUCCUCCGCGCUGCCCAUCGGCGCGGCGUCUGUGGCCGACCCGCUGAAGCUCAGCCGCAUCACCAACCCCCAAGAGCUGCUCUACACGCUGCUGGCUGUCAGCCACGCUCCCCAGCCCGAGCUGCUGCUGUCGGUGAACGUGGCUGGCUUCAUCUACGUGCAGGACGUGGAUGCCGCCAAGGGGACCAUCACCUACCUGGCGCCCUGCGCGGGGCCGCUGCCGGGCUCGCUGCUGCUGGCGGGCAGCUUCAAGACCUACCUGGACUGACGGCGCGGGUGCCUGGAAGCGCUGCCAUGCCAUGACCUGCUGCGCUGCUGCAUGUAGGCCCCCCGGUGC